Bactrocera dorsalis (oriental fruit fly) is the source of this 1648-nucleotide messenger RNA. It is a transcript of the gene wcd, whose product is annotated as U3 small nucleolar RNA-associated protein 18 homolog. NCBI's taxonomy places the organism in Eukaryota, Metazoa, Arthropoda, Insecta, Diptera, Tephritidae. The record is from RefSeq and is a predicted model, not a curated record. Gene Ontology annotation, biological process: rRNA processing. Gene Ontology annotation, molecular function: protein binding. Gene Ontology annotation, cellular component: Pwp2p-containing subcomplex of 90S preribosome; small-subunit processome. Bases 119 to 1648 code for a protein of 509 amino acids. The transcript has 2 exons.
CACACGUGUGUCAGUUGUCAGAAAAACCAAAACAAAGUUUUUGUGGUGCAGGUUUUCAAUUAAAAUAAAGUGGGUUUACUUUAUUUUCUAGUAACUUGGUCAUUUAACAACAAAUAAAAUGAGUGAUAGUGAAAAUGAAAGCAUUCAGGAUCUGCUGGAAUGCGCUGAAGAAUACGAAAAUUUGAUGCGCGAGAAAUUAAAGACAGAAAAUAAAAGUAACGAAAAUAAACACAAUGCAGCAUCGAGCAACAAGAACACCACCAUCAGCGAUGACACUCAGGAACUGCCCAUGGAAAAGGUUAUAUUUGGCGAUCGAGAAGGAUUGCUCGAGAAUUUAGCGGUCGCCGUUGGUGAAUCUAAAAAAAUCAUUGAUGAGAAGAAAGCCGGGGCCGCUAGUGAGGAUGAUGAUUUGAAAGAUAGUAGAAAGCGUAAACCUGCUUGGACCGACGCGGAUGACACAGAUAUUACAUUGGGAGAAGUAAAACGCCCUACACGUUUCUCAGGUCCUCAUAAUCAUUUGCGUCAAGAUAAAUCUUACAAAGAAUACCUAACGGCACGUUAUGUACGAACUGUGCCGCAGCCAAAAUGGGCAGAGCUAGAUAACAAAAAGGUGUCUGAGGAUGCAGAGGAUGAGGCACUGCUGCAGACUGUUGGGUUUGUAGCUAAACCGGAUACGAAUACUUUAAGGCAAACGCAUUUAGAAUUCAAACGGUUGAAAGAUUUAAAUCGUGCCACAUAUGCUGAAGGUUCCAUUAGCAGUAUACAAUUUAUACCAAAGAGCACAGCAACAUUGGUAACAGGAACAUCAGGCAUAGCAACGAUAUACAGCAUUGACGGCGUGAAAAAUGAAAAGUUACACAAUAUACGUUUCGAUAAAUUCCCGAUAAUGUGUGCACGGUUGAAGCCGUGUGGCACGAAGGCUAUUUUUGGAUCUACAAAGCGGAUAUAUUAUGUGUACGAUCUUUUGUCAGCGCAGGAAAUGCGCUAUAAACUGCCCGAGGAGGUUACGACUCUGCGAAACUUUAGAAUAUCUCCAUGUGGACGUUAUAUGGCCGUCGCUGGUCGUUUCGGCAACAUGCAUGUAUUUGAUGCCUUCUCGCAAGAGCUUAUACACACAUUUAAGCAAAACGACGAUGUAGCUUCAAUGUGUUUUACAGCCGAUUCUAAAAACAUCAUAUGUAGUUCCUUGUCUUCCAAGAUCAAUAUAUUCUCUUUGACAAAGCAACGUUUGGCUCACAGCUUUAUUGAUGACGGCUGUUUAAAGGGAAGUGCAAUGGAUUUAUCGUUGGACCAACGACUUCUAGCGACGGGUAGCAUGGAGGGCGUGGUUAACGUUUAUGACUUCCAAAAGCUGCAACUUUCUACUACGCCGAAGCCAGAGAAGACUUUCUUAAAUUUACGAACAGGAAUUUCGGAUGUGAAGUUCAAUCACACUGCUGAAAUUUUGGCUAUGAGCUCCGUUGAAGUUGAUUCUGCGGUUAAGUUGGCACACUUCCCAAGCGCUACAGUCUUCUCGAAUUUCCCCAGAAAAGAUGAUAUGGGCAAAAUUCGUGUUGUGGAAUUUUCACCCAACAGUGCAUAUUUGGCGUUGGGCAGCACGUCCAAAAAAGUGAGUUUGAUGCGGCUAAAACAUUACAAAUACUAUUAA